AUGGACGCUGGGUUUCGAAUCGGCAUCGAGCUGGAGAUCCUUUUGACACACCGCAAGAAAGCCAAAGAUGAAUUUCCAGAUCUUGAAGCUUUCGCAAACCAUCUCAUCGCCCAUUUCCACGCCGCCCGUCGUCCAUACCCUCGAGUACACAAUGAUGUUGAUGGUAUUUAUGAAGGCUCAGAAAUAUCCGCUGAGUGGUCUCUCACGGAUGAUGUGACUAUCAAGCCAGAUACUGAUGACCAAUAUCAGGGUCGCUGGAGCUCGUGUCUCCCAUCCUUCAAUACCAUGAGAGAAGUCUAUGGCGUGAUGAAGUUCGCCACAUGUUCAGAGCUCUCUCUUUGCCCUUGGAGCCUCGACACGUUGAAAUCAAUCUGCCGCAGCAUCUUCUACUUCGAAGGCGCCAUACUGGCUAUUGUCCCAGACCACAGACGAAGCAAUGCCUAUACUGCCAGCAACCGAUGCGAUAAUUCACGCUUGAAAGGAAAGAGUGUUCGCGAAUGCUUAAGCAUUCUGGAUGGGUGCGAAAAUCACGUGGAAAUCGUUGACUUGAUGAACGAUAAUGGCAGAAGAUACUUUGCGUGGAACUUCACGAAUCUUUAUUACGGUGGUAAGGCCACUCUCGAGUUCCGCCAAGCACCAGGAGCAUCAGACGAGACAGCAUGUUUGCCGUGGGUAGAGUUUGUGGCCUCAUUUGUCAACUCAUCCAAGAUGAUGUCAUCAGAUCGGAACAUUUCUCGCUUUUCACGGGAUGUUCAGGGAUUGCGAAGAUUUCUUACGAGCUUCGGUGUGUCUGGUUCCAAUCGCGGAAUUCUCGAGUCACUCUUCCGGGGAAAGUCUGGAUACAUUAACCCGAGCCCUGUGCGAGCACUGGUUACAGCAGAGCAAGAGACGCUCAAGGCAAAGGAGGACGAAGGGAACGCAAAGAACCUGGUUAUGAAGAAAUUACAAAGCAUGUAG
Penicillium samsonianum is the source of this 957-nucleotide messenger RNA. RefSeq lists its product as uncharacterized. The record is from RefSeq and is a predicted model, not a curated record. Lineage: Eukaryota; Fungi; Ascomycota; Eurotiomycetes; Eurotiales; Aspergillaceae. The transcript has 3 exons. Bases 1 to 957 code for a protein of 318 amino acids.